CAUGGCCGCGCCGGGCCCCGACGGGUUCCAGUUCGCCAUCGACCGCGGCGGCACCUUCACCGACGUGUUCGCCCGCUGCCCCGGGGGCCGCGUCCGCGUCCUCAAGCUGCUCUCGGAGGACCCGGGCUACGACGACGCGCCCACCGAGGGCAUCCGCCGCGUCCUCCAGGAGGAAUGCGGGGUGGCGAUGCCCCGCGAGCGCCCGCUGGACACUUCGCGCAUCGAGUGGAUCCGCAUGGGCACCACGGUGGCCACCAACGCCCUCCUGGAGCGCCGCGGCGAGCGGGUGGCCCUGCUCGUCACCCGCGGCUUCCGCGACCUGCUGCACAUCGGCAACCAGGCGCGGCCGCGCAUCUUCGACCUGGAGGUGGCGGUGCCCGAGGUGCUGUACGAGGAGGUGAUCGAGGUGGACGAGCGGCUCAUCCCCUGCCAGCCCGGCUGCCAGCUCCCGGGCAAGGAGGCCCUGGAGGUGCUGGCAGGCUCCACGGGGGACUCCCUGCUGCUGCAGCGGCCCCUGGACCUGUCGGCGCUGCGGAGGGACCUGGAGGGCGUGCUGGCCCGCGGCGUCCGCAGCCUGGCCGUGCUGCUGCUGCACUCCUACGCCUGGCCGGGCCACGAGCAGCAGGUCGGGGCGCUGGCGCGGGAGCUGGGCUUCGAGCACGUGUCGCUGUCCUCCUCGGUGAUGGCCAUGGCGCGGGCCGUGCCGCGGGGCUACACGGCCUGCGCGGACGCCUACCUCACCCCCUGCAUCCGGCGCUACCUGGAGAGCUUCCGCGCCGGCUUCGCCGGGCAGCUGCGGGACGUGCCGGUGCUCUUCAUGCGCUCCGACGGCGGCCUCACCCCCAUGGGGCAGUUCAGCGGGGCCCGCGCCAUCCUCUCGGGGCCGGCGGGCGGCGUGGUGGGCUACGCCGCCACCACCUACCGCCGCGGGGACGGGCGGCCCGUCAUCGGCUUCGACAUGGGAGGCACCUCCACGGACGUCAGCCGCUACGCCGGGGACUACGAGCACGUCUUCGAGGCCACCACGGCCGGCGUCAGCAUCCAGGCCCCCCAGCUCGACAUCAACACGGUGGCGGCCGGCGGCGGCUCCAUGCUCUUCUUCAGGUCCGGGCUCUUCGUGGUCGGCCCCGAGUCCGCGGGGGCCCAUCCCGGCCCCGCUUGCUACCGGAAAGGCGGGCCGCCGACCGUCACCGACGCCAACCUCUGCCUGGGCCGCCUGCUCCCGCGGUACUUCCCGCGCAUCUUCGGCCCGGGCGAGGACCAGCCGCUGUCCCGGGACGCGGCGCUGCGGGCCCUCCGGGAGCUGGCCGCCCGCGUCAACGCCUUCCCGGCCGGCCCCGGCCCCCGGGCCCCGCUCUCCGUCGAGGAGGUGGCCAUGGGCUUCAUCCGGGUGGCCAACGAGGCCAUGUGCCGGCCCAUCCGCUCCCUGACGCAGGCGCGAGGCCACGACACGUCGCGCCACGUGCUGGCCUGCUUCGGGGGCGCGGGGGGGCAGCACGCCUGCGCCAUCGCCCGAGCCCUGGGCAUGAAGGAGGUCUUCAUCCACAAGUACAGCGGGAUCCUCUCGGCCUACGGCAUGGCCCUGGCGGACGUGGUGCACGAGGCGCAGGCGCCCUGCGCCCUGCGCUACGAGCCCGGCGCCUUCGCCCGCCUGGACGGGCGCAUCGCGGCCCUGGAGCAGGAGUGCGUGGAGGCGCUGCGGGCGCAGGGCUUCUCCAGCUCCCAGAUCUGCACGGAGGCCUUCCUGCACCUGCGCUACGAGCGCACCGACUGUGCCCUCAUGUGCUCGGCCAAGGGGCACCCGGCCACGCCGCAGUCCUGCCGCGCCGGGGAUUUCCGUGCCGCCUUCGCCAGCAGGUACAUGACGGAGUUCGGCUUCACCAUCCCCGACCGCGCCGUGGUGGUGGACGACGUGCGGGUUAGGGGCACGGGCAGCACUGGGAUCAGCUGCGAGACCCCCCUGGCCCCCAGCGGGAAGCCGGCCCGCGUGGAGACGGUGACGCGGUGCUACUUCGAGGACGGCUACCUGGAGACGCCGGUGUACCUGCUGGAGGAGCUCGCCUGCGACCACUCCAUCCCCGGCCCCAGUAUCAUCAUCGAUAAGAACAGCACCAUCCUGAUCGAGCCGGGCUGCACCGCCAGCCUCACGCGCUUCGGGGACGUCUGCAUCGCCGUCGGCUCCGGGAAGCCGAGCCCCGUCGGCACCCAGCUCGACGCCAUCCAGCUCUCCAUCUUCUCCCACCGCUUCAUGAGCAUCGCAGAGCAGAUGGGCCGCAUCCUGCAGCGGACAGCCAUCUCCACCAACAUCAAGGAGCGGCUGGACUUCUCCUGCGCGCUCUUCGGGCCGGACGGGGGGCUGGUGUCCAACGCCCCCCACAUCCCCGUGCACCUGGGCGCCAUGCAGGAGACCGUCCAGUUCCAGAUUCGCAACCUCGGCGAGGACCUCCGAGAGGGCGACGUGAUCCUCAGCAACCACCCGUGCGCGGGGGGCAGCCACCUGCCCGACCUCACCGUCAUCACUCCUGUCUUCUGGGCCGGCGUCCCCAAGCCCGUGUUCUUCGUGGCCAGCCGCGGGCACCACGCGGACAUCGGGGGCAUCACCCCCGGCUCCAUGCCGCCCCACUCCAAGACGCUGCGGGAGGAGGGAGCCGUAUUCGUCUCCUUCAAGCUGGUGAAGGAUGGCGUCUUCCAGGAGGAGGCGGUGACCGAAGCCCUGAUGGCGCCCGGCCGCAUCCCCGGCAGCAGCGGCACCCGCAACCUCCAGGACAACCUGUCGGACCUGCGGGCCCAGGUGGCCGCCAACCAGAAGGGCAUCCAGCUGGUCAACGAGCUCAUCGAGCUCUACGGCCUCCAGGUGGUCCAGGCCUACAUGGCCCACAUCCAGGCCAACGCCGAGGUGGCCGUGCGCGAGAUGCUCAAGGGCUUCGCCGCCCGCUGGGGCACGUCGGUGGAGGCUGAGGACCACAUGGACGACGGCUCGCCCAUCCGGCUGCGGGUGCAGGUGGACCCGCAGGAGGGCAGCGCCGUGUUCGACUUCUCCGGCUCCGGCCACGAGGUGUACGGGAACUGCAACGCCCCGCGCGCCAUCACCCUCUCCGCCCUCAUCUACUGCCUGCGCUGCAUGGUGGGGCAGGACAUCCCGCUCAACCAGGGCUGCCUGGCCCCCGUGCGGGUGGUCAUCCCCAAGGGCUCCAUCCUGGACCCCUCACCCGAGGCCGCCGUGGUGGGGGGCAACGUGCUCACCUCCCAGCGGGUGGUGGACGUCAUCCUCAAGGCUUUCGGGGUCUGCGCCGCCUCCCAGGGCUGCAUGAACAACGUCACCUUCGGGAACGAGCGCGUGGGCUACUACGAGACGGUGGCGGGGGGCGCGGGCGCCGGCCCCCGCUGGCACGGCCGCAGCGGGGUGCACACCCACAUGACCAACACCCGCAUCACCGACCCCGAGAUCCUGGAGCAGCGGUACCCGGUGGUGCUGCGGCGCUUCGAGCUGAGCCGGGGCUCGGGGGGCGCGGGGCGCUUCCGCGGCGGCGACGGGGUGCUGCGGGAGCUGCUCUUCCGCGAGGACGCGGUGCUGUCGGUGCUGAGCGAGCGCCGCGCCGUCCGGCCCUACGGCCUGCAAGGGGGCAGCCCCGGCUCCCCGGGGCUCAACCUGCUGCUGCGCCGCGACGGCCGAACCCUCAACCUGGGCAGCAAGACGUCGGUGCCGGUGCGGCCGGGGGACGUGUUUUGUCUGCGGACGCCUGGCGGCGGCGGCUUUGGGGCACCCGGCACCGCGGGAGACCCCGAGGACGGCGCGGAGCCGACGGCGCCCCGCAGCUUCGCGGAGCGUGGGAGCCUCUUCGACUACCGGCGGGCGCAGGAGGCCGUGUGAGGGGGCCCGUGCCCUCCCCGGCCCCAGCCGCCCGCGGUGGGGCGGCCCUGGAUGCGCACGCCCCACGGGGCAGCCCUGGGCACAUGUACCCUGUGGGGUGACCUGGCCCCUGGUAUGCACAUGCCAUGGGGCAGCCCUGGGUACAUGUACCCUAUGGGGUGACCUGGCCCCUGGUAUGCGCACGCCAUGGGGCAGCCCUGGGUACAUGUACCCUAUGGGGUGACCUGGCCCCUGGUAUGCACACGCCAUGAGGCAGCCCUGGGCACAUGUACCCUGUGGGGUGACCUGGCCCCUGGUAUGCACAUGCCAUGGGGCAGCCCUGGGCACAUGUACCCUGUGGGGUGACCUGGCCUCCAGCAUGCGCACGCCGUGGGGCAGCCCUGGGCACAUGUACCCUAUGGGGUGACCUGGCCCCUGGUAUGCACAUGCCAUGAGGCAGCCCUGGGUACAUGUACCCUGUGGGGUGACCUGGCCCCUGGUAUGCACAUGCCAUGGGGCAGCCCUGGGCACAUGUACCCUGUGGGGUGACCUGGCCUCCAGCAUGCGCACGCCGUGGGGCAGCCCUGGGCACAUGUACCCUAUGGGGUGACCUGGCCCCUGGUAUGCACACGCCAUGGGGCAGCCCUGGGCACAUGUACCCUAUGGGGUGACCUGGCCCCUGGUAUGCACACCCCAUGGGGUAGCCCUGGGCACAUGUACCCUAUGGGGUGACCUGGCCCCUGGUAUGCACACCCCAUGGGGUAGCCCUGGGCACAUGUACCCUAUGGGGUGACCUGGCCCCUGGUAUGCACACGCCAUGGGGCAGCCCUGGGUACAUGUACCCUGUGGGGUGACCUGGCCCCUGGUAUGCACAUGCCAUGGGGCAGCCCUGGGUACAUGUACCCUGUGGGGUGACCUGGCCCCUGGUAUGCACACCCCAUAGGGUAGCCCCAGCCUUGGGCACAUGCACCCCAGGGGCAGCCCCAGGCACAGGCGCCCUGUGGGGCGGCUGCAUGUGCUGACCUGGCCCUAGGUAUGAGCACUCCGUGCGCCCCAGGUUUGUGCCUGCUGUGGGGCAGCUCUAACCCACAGAGUAGCCGUAACCCCAGGUACAUGCCCCCAAAGGGCAGCCCUAGCCGCAGGUACACACCCCCUGGGGGGUGACCUGGCCUCUGAUACGCACACGCUGUGGGGCAGCCCUCAACCCCACAUACACACAUUCCAAGGGGCAGUCCCCCAGCCCCAGCUACAUAUCCCAUGGGGUGGCUGCAGCCACAGGUACAUGUGCCCCAUGGGGGUCCUGCCCUACACUCCCAGGCAGGGGGGACUUAGAGCCACUCCGCCAUGGGGCAGGGCACAGGCUGCCAUGGCAGGGCCUGCCCUCUCCUCCCUGGCCCCACAGCGCUGCCCUGGCAUUCACACUUGUGCCUCACCGCCCCCAGCUCCUGCAGCAUCCCGGUGCCCAUGGGGCGGAUGGGGCGGGCGGAGGGGAUGAGCCCUGUGCUGUGGCCCUCACCGUGCCUCACGAGCUCGGUGCCUUCCAAUAAAAGCACCUUCAGAGCCUG
This is a messenger RNA of Rhea pennata, 5415 nucleotides long. RefSeq names its product 5-oxoprolinase, ATP-hydrolysing (gene OPLAH). Gene Ontology annotation, biological process: glutathione metabolic process. The transcript is spliced from 26 exons. The record is from RefSeq and is a predicted model, not a curated record. The coding region runs from base 2 to 3871 and encodes 1289 amino acids. Lineage: Eukaryota; Metazoa; Chordata; Aves; Rheiformes; Rheidae. Gene Ontology annotation, molecular function: 5-oxoprolinase (ATP-hydrolyzing) activity. Gene Ontology annotation, cellular component: cytosol.